AUGGACAACGUGGUUAUUCCAGACCAUUCGGGUAGGUAUAAUUUUGUUAAAGUGAUCAACAAAGGAGGGUUCUCCGUAAUUUGUUUAGCUCAGGACUACAAAACGGGAGAACAGGUAGCUGUAAAAAUUAUCAACCGUGAAGAUAUGAAGGAAAACGAUUUGAUGGAAUAUCUUGAACGCGAGCUCAGAUUAAUUAGCAGGCUUUCUCAUCCGAGCCUGCCCAAAAUUUACGACAUUAUUUAUGAAGAAAAUUUAAUAAUGAUAAUUAUGGAAUACUUGCCAAAUGGAAACAUCAUAGAGCGCAUACUUGAGAAGGAGUAUUUUACUUUGAACAAACGAAUCGAGGUUUGUUAUUCAAUUUUAGAAGGUCUUAACUAUUUACACGAAAGAGGAAUUGCCCAUAGGGACAUAAAGCCCGAAAACAUAGUAUUUGAUAGCUAUUUCAAUCCUAAGCUUAUUGAUUUCGGCUUUUCUUGUGAAAUAACCGGAAAAAACGCUACAUACUGUGGAACUCCAAGUUUUAUGGCUCCUGAAAUCAUGCUCGGACAAAAAUACGAUGCAAUUAAAGCAGAUAUGUGGUCAUUCGGUAUAACAGCACACAUCAUCCUUACUCAUGAGUAUCCUAUCUUGUUCAAGAACGAAACAGAUCUCCUUAAGAACGUAAGAAACCAUUCCCUCAAAUUUCAGAUUCUUAUCCAAGGCAAAUUAAGAAAGUUCAUAGAGAGCUGUUUAGAGUUGAAUCCAGAGCAAAGACCAACUGUAAGUGAACUCCUAGAGAUGCUCAAGCCAAUUGUGGAAGAUAACUCCAGUGAAUUAAGAGCUAAAAGUGAAAAAGCAAUUUUACCGAAACUAAAUAUGGGCAAAAGAUCAAAUACAUUUAACAAGAAGACAAAACUCAUUCCAACAAGCAGAACUUGCAAGAUAACUCCUAUGAUCAAAGUCAGAUAUUUCGGAGGAUUAUAA
This is a messenger RNA of Trichomonas vaginalis G3, 963 nucleotides long. Its product is annotated as protein serine/threonine kinase protein. Gene Ontology annotation, molecular function: protein serine/threonine kinase activity; ATP binding. Gene Ontology annotation, biological process: autophagosome organization; autophagy; protein autophosphorylation. Gene Ontology annotation, cellular component: autophagosome; cytoplasm. Lineage: Eukaryota; Parabasalia; Trichomonadida; Trichomonadidae. The coding region runs from base 1 to 963 and encodes 320 amino acids. The record is from RefSeq and is a predicted model, not a curated record. The transcript has a single exon.